AUGUCAUUAUCAACUUCUGCCUCAAUAUUCAGAGAUGAUGAUUUCUCAAAUUUAGGUCCUGCUCCCAAACCUCCAAGUGCUUCAGGUUUAGGUUUAAUAUCGAAUCCAACUUCACUUUCAUUAACAGGUAACAGCAGUGCUAAUAAAAUAAUAAGACGUCAAGGUUGGGUACAAGUUAAAGAUGAAGGUUUAAUGUCAUUCAGAUGGCCAAAAAGAUAUCUUGUUUUAAAUGAUUCAAAUUUAAUUUUUUAUAAAAAUGAUUCAAAAGAUGAAAUUUGGUUGAAAAUUUCAUUAACUUCAAUUGUGAAUUUAUCAAGAGUUCAAUUAAGACCUUUUUGCUUUGAAUUAAUUAGAAAUACCGGUGUUAAAAAAUCAUUAUUCAUAUCUUUGAAAACAUUAAAUGAUCUAUUUGGUUGGUUAGAUGCUAUAUUUGCUAAAUGUCCAUUAACUGGAACAGUUUCAAGCCCGACAAAUUUUACUCAUAAAGUUCAUGUUGGAUUUGAUCCAACAAGUGGUAAUUUCACAGGAUUACCAGAAAAUUGGAAAAGAUUAUUAGAACAUUCCAAAAUCACAAAUGAAGAUUGGUCAAAAGAUCCAGUUGCAGUUAUUGAAGUUUUGGAAUUUUAUCAAGGUCAACAAAUCGAUGGUACACAACAAUCUCAACAACAGCAACAAGGCUCAGUUUCACCAUAUUAUACAACAACUAAUACUACACCAACACCAACACCUAAUAAUAAUAGCAACAAUGGUGAUUUGAUACCUAUGAGAAGAGCUCCACCUCCACCAAGACCAGCACAAUCCAAUACAUCUGUACCAACUUUACCACCACCUUCAUCAUCUGAACCUUCUAAAUUUAAUCAAAAUCUUAAAAUCCAAACAAAAUUACCAAAUAAUGCACCUGCUGCAAUUCCAAAUCCAUAUUUAGAUGACGAAUCUCCUUCAAAUUCACCAACAUCAAUCACAACACCUACAAGCUUGAAUAAUAACAAUGGUAUCCCACCAAGACGUGAUUUGCAACCAACAAGACAAGCUCCAAGACCACCACCUCAACAACAACAACAACAACAACAACAACAACAACAACAACAACAACAACUUCGUGUUCAAAGACCUGCUCCACCUCCACCUCAUCAACAAAAGCAAUUCAAUCAACAACAACCACAACAAUAUAGACCAUCACCACCUAACCACCAACCUUAUAACAAACCUAUUCAACCAUUACAGCCUCAACACCACCAUCAUCACCAUCCACAACAUCCACAACAUCAUCAAAGGCAACCACAUCAACAGCCUCAAACCAAAUCACCAGCAGCUCAGGCUGCCCAGGCUGCUGCACAAGCUGCAAUUCAAACAACACCAACUAAACUAUCACCACCAAAAACAGUCAAACAACGUAAUGAAGAGAAAAGGAUAAGUGCAAUGACUGAACAACAAGUUAUGAAGAAUUUGAAAAGUGUUGUUAGAAAUGUUGACCCGGUGCCAUUGUUCCAAAUGAUUGAAAAAGCAGGACAAGGUGCCUCAGGUACGGUGUAUUUAGCAAGGUCAUUAAUGAGAAAUAAUUCAAAAGUUGCCAUUAAGCAAAUGGAUCUAAAUGCUCAACCAAGAAAGGAAUUGAUCGUUAAUGAAAUCUUGGUGAUGAAAGAUAGUCAACAUAAAAAUAUUGUUAAUUUUUUGGAAGCUUUUUUGAAAAAUCAAGAAUUAUGGGUCGUUAUGGAAUUUAUGGAAGGUGGUUCAUUAACAGAUGUUAUUGAAAAUAAUGAUAAUAGUUUAGAAGAGGAUCAAAUUUCAUCAAUUUGUUUUGAAGUUACAAAAGGUUUAAAAUUUCUUCAUAAUAAAAAAAUCAUUCAUAGAGAUAUUAAAUCUGAUAAUGUCCUACUUGAUCUAAAGGGAAAUGUCAAGAUUACUGAUUUUGGAUUCUGUGCUAAAUUAACAGCACAAAAGAACAAAAGAGCCACAAUGGUGGGGACCCCAUAUUGGAUGGCACCUGAAGUUGUCAAGACAAAAGAAUAUGAUGAGAAAGUUGAUGUUUGGUCAUUAGGUAUUAUGACAAUUGAAAUGAUUGAAGGUGAACCACCAUAUUUGAAUGAAGAACCAUUAAAAGCCUUAUUUUUAAUUGCAACUAAUGGGACACCAAAGCUGAAAAAUCCUGAAAAAUUAAGUAUUUCAAUUAAAAAAUUCCUAAGUAUUUGUUUAUGUGUUGAUGUUAAAUAUAGAGCAAGUACUGAUGAAUUAUUACAACAUGAGUUCUUGAAAAUGGGAUGUGAACCUGCCAAAUUGGCUAGACUUUUGGAGUGGAAGACUAGGGCCAAUUCCAGAGGAUCAAACAACAUGAUUGAAUAUGAUGAAUGA
This is a messenger RNA of Hansenula anomala, 2349 nucleotides long. It is a transcript of the gene CLA4, whose product is annotated as serine/threonine protein kinase CLA4. Gene Ontology annotation, cellular component: cytoplasm. The record is from RefSeq and is a predicted model, not a curated record. The transcript is spliced from 2 exons. Gene Ontology annotation, biological process: regulation of MAPK cascade; actin filament organization; intracellular signal transduction. Bases 1 to 2349 code for a protein of 782 amino acids. Gene Ontology annotation, molecular function: ATP binding; protein serine/threonine kinase activity. NCBI's taxonomy places the organism in Eukaryota, Fungi, Ascomycota, Saccharomycetes, Phaffomycetales, Wickerhamomycetaceae.